Molecule: messenger RNA, 456 nt
Organism: Exophiala aquamarina CBS 119918
Lineage: Eukaryota; Fungi; Ascomycota; Eurotiomycetes; Chaetothyriales; Herpotrichiellaceae
Exons: 1
Coding region: 1-456 (151 amino acids)
Source: RefSeq, a predicted model, not a curated record
AUGGGUCAAGCACCCGACUUCUACUUUCAACCCAUUCAACAGAUCAAGAUGUCCAAAUGGUCUCACAAUUGCAUUGUAUGCUUGGGCGACACUGCAUAUGCACCGACGCCACUGACCGGGAUGGGCACUUCGUUUGCCUUGAUUGGAGCGCACAUCCUCGCAGGUGAAAUCAGCAAGCUAGGCGAUGGUGUAUCUCUGUCGAAAGCGCUUGAGGCUUACGAAAAGGUCUUCCGUCCUUUUGUCGAGAAAGAACAGAAAAUUCCUCCAUUUGUUCCAGGUAUUGCGCACCCCAAGACGGCAUGGUCAAGGUGGCUGCUGCAGACGUUCUUAUGGGUCCUCUCCAAGGUUGUGGCAAUUCCGUGGCUCGCGAAGAAAGUCGAUGAAGGCAACAAAGAUGAAUUUGCGUGGCCACAAUACCCAGUUCUCGGUGGGGGGGGGGGGGGCGUUCAAAUCUAG